AUGUAUCGUAGCAAUAAUUUCAGCAAUCGCUGCAGUUAUCAUCAUCAAGAACAUUCGCAGUGUAAUGUUGGACCUAGACGAUCGGCACUUCAUGCUACUGGUGGUACUUCGUUGGGUCUGAAUCGCAGGCAUUUCGCUCAGCGGAAUCAUGCUUGGUCAAUUCCGGAAUUGGUGAGGGAAACAGGAUUAAUUCUGGAAGUACAAAGAGAUUAUGGUCGUAUCCUUAGUCAAUCUAAUUUUUCCACACCAAAUGUUCAUAUUUAUUUUUCGCUCUCUACUCUGGUUAAUGAUGCACCGCUGAGUGUAAUCACCGAUAAUCUUGCAGAUGUUUUUCAAGCUGGAGCAGUGGUGGAAAUCGAAGUAGAGGGAGGUGUUAAUCUGAAAGAGCUAAAACAUAAUAUUCACGUGAUAUUGACAUGUACCUCUAUAAGGCCAAGCACGGAUGCUGGUCAUAAGCCGGAACUGGUACCAAUGGUAGUAAUACAAGAUGAUUGCGAAAUACCACUUGCUCUGAUAACUAAUCACGAGCUAGUUGCACUCCCUCGGCAGGUCUUCCCAGUAGAAGAGGUUACUUCAGCAUUUAUGGCAAAGAAGAACUCAGUUAUCACAGAUGUAGAGUUGCCAGAAUUUGCAACUAUUGGACGUUCCGUAGAAGGAGGAAUCUUGAGUGCACCACCAUGGAUCCGUGAAUUUACAAAUCCUGCAGUCAAAAAGAUUGCACUGAGUGUGCAACGCUUUGGGCGGGAUCGAGAAGGUUUUGCAGUGAUAAAGGAGUAUAUCGGACGUGGUGUUAUCCUUACGCCAAUCGAUGAAGACGAUAAACAAAUGUGUGGUGAUAUGUUUUACCCCUAUGAAAUGCGAGUCAAUUCGUCAUAUACGAUGACAGGAUGUGAGGAUGUGUAUCGCUUAGGCUCAAAAUGGUAUUUUCGUGCAUGUCCAGAAUUACCGAAUCGUAAAUACAAGUAUCGAGUGUAUAGUCUCAAUAGUUUGGAUGCCAUCAUCAGUGGUGAUUUAAUAGCACAGGAGCAGCUUUCUGAUCAUACUGUCAUAAAGACUCAAGGCUCUGUUACUGUUGAUGUCUCGACCAGUGCCUUGGAAGCGAACGCAUCUACUAAUGACCAACUAGACAACUCAAACCAACUUAUUGAAUUCGAUGAUAAACCUUUAACGGUAUCCUCACCAAAUGCUUUUCCAAAACCCACAGCAGUUUCGCCGGUUACUCUAAACUUACUCAGUACUGUUAAUUUCGAUGCAUCUCAUGCGGCAACAGCAAGUGGUAUCAAUGAGACAAUGAUUUUACAAAAUCCAAAUCCUCCCGAUGUGACUGAUCGCAAUUUAUUGGUUGAUUUCAAUGUUGCUAAUGAAGUACAACAAGUCGCACCGGAUGUUCGACACCUUCAUAUAUUAGAUGAAGAUUUUACCCUCUCUUCAUUUAAUUUUGAUUUUAAAGAGGCGAAGAGCAAAGCAGAAAUGUUUGGCUAUAGUAAUUACCAAGAUAGUAAAGACGUAUGCAUGGCAUCACUAGACAAAGAGUCAAGAAAUGUUGAUUUGAAUCAUAUUAAUGGAUUUAAAACUACAAAAGAACAACCAGCGAAAGUGGAAAGUAGCGAUUGUUCAGUAGAAUUUACUUCGUGUAAACCCAAAAAUUGUGUGGAAAAUUGCUCAGUCCUGUGUAAUGGAAAUUCUGUAGUUGAACAGUUGGUUGAUUUUAGCAAUGACUUAUUAAUUGUUGAUCAAGAGACGGAUACUAGCGAUGAUGAUUCUGAGAAUGAAAUGUUCCAUGCAGUAUCUGUGAAAAGAGAAAGUGAUGAUGGGUGGUGGUUCACUCGCAGGAUCUCAAGUAGAAUAGAUUCAACGGAAGAUAGGAAAGCAAAUGUUGAGUUAGGGAGGCUGCCGUAUUGCAACAGAAAUUCUGAAGCAGCAGAGCUUAACCCAACACCCAAAGAUGAUAAACCACCACUAUUUCUAACUGAAGAUCAUGUAAAUUGUGAAGCAACUUCCGUGACGAUAACACCAGAGUUAUCUCUUACAAAUACUCUUCAGAACGAUGGUAUAUAUGCCAAGUUUUUUGCUGGACUUCUUUGA
Molecule: messenger RNA, 2085 nt
Organism: Brugia pahangi
Lineage: Eukaryota; Metazoa; Nematoda; Chromadorea; Rhabditida; Onchocercidae
Source: the annotation of a GenBank genome assembly